Lynx canadensis (Canada lynx) is the source of this 2589-nucleotide messenger RNA. RefSeq names its product zinc finger protein 454 (gene ZNF454). Gene Ontology annotation, biological process: regulation of DNA-templated transcription. The record is from RefSeq and is a predicted model, not a curated record. The transcript is spliced from 5 exons. The coding region runs from base 811 to 2349 and encodes 512 amino acids. NCBI's taxonomy places the organism in Eukaryota, Metazoa, Chordata, Mammalia, Carnivora, Felidae.
CCUACCCCCCCCCCCCAGCCACACAAAUACACUGCUUCUUGCCCACCUUUGGCUCUUUGUCACCCAGACUGGGUCCCUGAAGGGGAGAGGCCUGAGGUCAGAGAGAAGGACUUGGCCUGAGAGGCCUUGACAUGGAGAUCCAGCCUUCUUACCUUGCCUUUUGCGGCAAUCCUUCACUCCCCUCCCAGGAAUUAGGCAACCUUCCGGGCAGGAGAGAAACUUCUGUUGAGACCUCUCAGGGCGAAGGCCAGAGGGUGGGUAGAAAGAUUGAAAUCUGGAGGGUGACGGGUGCUUUCUGCAGGGAACAGCCAAUGUAUUUAAGAUACGGGAGGGAAAAUGUGGAGGAUUUGAUCCAGAUGCUGACGGAAGGCGUAGGGGCGGGUAAUGGCUGCAUGGGAAGGGAUUACCUUUGCAGCAGAGGCCAGCAGAAGUAUCCUCAGAAGGAGAGAAUUGGGAGCUAAUAGAGACUAAGAGUCUACUGCUUCAGGGUAACAGAAUUCCUAGGAUGUGAAUGCUCCCAGCCUCACUCAGGACUGCGGUGUGAUCUCUUUUAACCCGGUUUUCCUCAUAACAGGUGUGUAGAAAUUUCUCGCUUAAGUUCCACUCUGCCAGUCCCUAAAAGGGCUUAUCAGAGAAGGAAUGGCUGUCAGGCGCCUGCCAACCAUGGUCCAGGUGUGCAAAGCUCUGGGUACAGGUAAUGAAAACUGAAGUCAGACUACCUUAAGCAAAAGCAGGCCUGUACUGGAAGGAUACUGGGAUUUCUCCCAAGUAUUUCUCCACAUGCAAGGAAACGACUGGACUUACUAGGCUAUGGAGGAAUCAGUGACCUUCAAGGACGUGGUCGUGCUCUUCACCCAGGACGAGUGGGCACAGCUAAGCCCCACUCAGAGGGCCCUGUACAGGGAUGUGAUGCUGGAGAACUACAGCAACCUGGUCUCGCUGGGACUCUUAGGACCCCAACCAGAUGUGUUGUCCCAGCUGGGAAAAGGAGAAGAGUGGAUGCUGGAGGACACCUCAGCAGGCUUCUGUCUUGACUGGAUGACUAUGCCUGUGAGUAAGAAAUCUACUCCCAAGGCAGAUAUUCCUGGAGAAGACUUGGAUCGGUGGAUGGUAAAGGAAAAAUUUACUAGAGACAGUCACUGGAAAUAUGAUGGCCUGCUGGAAUGGCAGCAUGGAGGCCAGGUGGCUGUCACUCACCAGAAAACCCCCUCUGUGCUCAGUGACCAGGGAGGUGAUGAGCCUGGGAAGCACUGCACCGAGAGCUCAUCUUUUGUUCCAAGUCAGGGAUUGCAAUCUAGCAAAAAAGUCUUUGAGUGUAGAGAGUGUGGAAAAGUCUUCACUAAGAGUUCGACCCUUAAUAAACAUCAGAAAGUUCAUACUGAAAAACUUAAUGCAAAUCGGAAAACUGUUAUUAAAGAGAAACGAUAUGAAUGUAGAGAAUGUGGGAAAGCCUUUCACCAGAGUACACACCUUAUCCAUCACCAAAGAAUUCACACUGGCGAGAAACCGUACGAAUGUAAGGAAUGUGGCAAGGCCUUCUCGGUGAGCUCCUCGCUUACUUAUCAUCAGAAAAUUCACACCGGAGAGAAACCUUUUGAAUGCAACUUAUGCGGAAAAGCUUUUAUCCGAAACAUACACCUUGCACACCAUCACAGAAUACACACUGGAGAGAAACCUUUUAAAUGUAACGUAUGUGACAAAGCCUUUGUAUGCAGGGCACAUCUUACCAAACACCAGAAUAUUCACAGUGGAGAGAAACCCUAUAAAUGUAACGAGUGUGGGAAAGCCUUCAAUCAGAGUACAAGUUUUCUUCAGCAUCAAAGAAUUCACACUGGAGAGAAGCCCUUUGAAUGUAAUGAAUGUGGAAAGGCCUUCAGGGUGAACUCUUCCCUUACCGAGCAUCAGAGAAUUCAUACUGGAGAGAAACCUUAUAAGUGUAGUGAAUGUGGGAAAGCUUUCAGGGAUAACUCAUCCUUUGCUCGACAUCGGAAAAUUCAUACCGGAGAGAAACCUUACAGGUGUGGUUUGUGUGAGAAAGCCUUCAGGGACCAAUCCGCCCUAGCCCAACAUCAGAGAAUUCAUACUGGGGAAAAACCAUACACAUGUAAUAUAUGUGAGAAAGCCUUCAGUGACCAUUCGGCCCUUACUCAACAUAAGAGAAUCCACACUAGAGAAAAACCUUACAAAUGUAAAAUCUGUGGGAAAGCCUUUAUUCGAAGCACACACCUUACUCAACAUCAGAGGAUUCACACGGGAGAGAAGCCCUAUAAAUGUAAUAAAUGUGGGAAAGCUUUCAACCAGACUGCAAACCUCAUUCAGCAUCAGAGACAUCAUAUUGGAGAAAAGUGAUAUGACUAUAGUUUAUAUAGCAGAGCUUUGAGACUGAAUAUGUUAAUUAUUGAAUGUACGAGAAUCCAUUCCAGGAAAUAGCCAUGAAAGCUUGCCCGAAGAUGGUCUUUUUAUUCACAUUAUUGUGGGUUUGAGAAUUUAAGAAUGGCAUGCACUCCUACUUCAGAACUGCCUCUGUUAAAUAGCAGUAGUGUUUUACUGAAUUACUGAAUUGUGAAAUAUAACCAAAAUGAAGCUUCA